Molecule: messenger RNA, 596 nt
Organism: Chenopodium quinoa (quinoa)
Lineage: Eukaryota; Viridiplantae; Streptophyta; Magnoliopsida; Caryophyllales; Amaranthaceae
Product: calcium-binding protein CML39-like
Molecular function (GO): calcium ion binding
Source: RefSeq, a predicted model, not a curated record
UAGGAGGAGGCUUAGGUUGGAUUUCCAUUAAGACUAAAUUUUAUUUUGUAUAUACAACUUAAGAAAUACAACAUGCAAUUUAUAUCAAUACAAAGAUUAAAUUGCACAAAAUUUAUUGUUUUUAGAUACAUAGAUGAGAACGGAGAUGGAAAAAUCUCCCCAGCUGAGCUACGAAAAUGUGUGAAAGCAGUCGGUACUCAACGACUAUCUGUAGAAGAGGCGACAGCAGCCGUUGAGUGUUCAGAUUCGGACGGCGACGGAUUGUUGAGCUUAGAGGAUUUUGGUAGAUUGAUGCAAGGCAACGAACUAUCGGAGGAGGAAAAGACGGAGGAGUUAAAAGAAGCGUUUUUGAUGUACAUGAUAAGAAGAAUGACAGAUUUUAUAACACCUAAGAGCUUAAAAAGAAUGUUGGGUCGACUUGGUGAGCCGAAGUUAAUUCAUGAAUGUAAGGCUAUGAUUCGGGCAUAUGAUCUAAAUGGAGACGGUGUUCUUUCAUUUGAAGAAUUUGCUCUUAUGAUGCGUUAAAAUGAAUAAAUUUGUGGUUUUAUAUUUGGUAGUAAUUUUUUUGUAUAUUAGGUUAUAAAUUUUUAUGUGUU